Messenger RNA from Lampris incognitus (smalleye Pacific opah), 1704 nucleotides. RefSeq names its product gastrula zinc finger protein XlCGF57.1-like. Lineage: Eukaryota; Metazoa; Chordata; Actinopteri; Lampriformes; Lampridae. Gene Ontology annotation, cellular component: nucleus. The transcript is spliced from 3 exons. Gene Ontology annotation, biological process: regulation of transcription by RNA polymerase II; central nervous system development. The coding region runs from base 1 to 1704 and encodes 567 amino acids. Gene Ontology annotation, molecular function: RNA polymerase II cis-regulatory region sequence-specific DNA binding; DNA-binding transcription factor activity, RNA polymerase II-specific. The record is from RefSeq and is a predicted model, not a curated record.
AUGGCGCAAGAGGAGGAGCUCGCUCGGCAGAGGAGACUUUUGGACUUAGCCUUGAAGCACAGUAUCACCUUGCACAGAAUAGAUCCAGACUUUGUACAGUUCUCUGAUCUGCAGCAUCGUGAGCAGGAGAGGAGCCCCAGUCUGGUCAAGGAGGAACAACAGGAAUUCUGGAUCAGUCCACAGAAAGACCAACUUCCAUUGCAGGAGGUAGCUGAUACCUCUGAGUCCAUAUUUACCCCUCUUUGUGAUGGAAAUGAUGACGGUAAAGAUCAGCCUCUACCCUCGCAACUCUACCAAGCCCAGACGGAGGGAGACACAGCUGUCACCUCAGUUGAACUGAUACAACUGAAUGCCAAAGAAGACAACUUUUUAAUAUCAGAACCAACAAGUGACCACCAUACCCUCUCUAAGUGCUGUCAUGUAACUAAGAGUGAAGCUGACCGUACUUACAGUCGGCAAAACUGUGAGGAAGCAGGUUCAACUCAGAAAGCAAGGCUGAUACUUCACAAAAAGCCCCACAACAAGUGCAAGAUGUGUGGUAAAGUGUUUUAUAAUUUGGAAAUUUUCAAAAUUCACAUGAAGUUUCACACGGGGGAAAAGCCUUCCAAAUGCACCACUUCUGGGAGAGAUUUUACCAGGAGGUAUAACAUGGAGAAGCAUACAAGGACUCAUACAGGGAAGAAGCCAUUCAGAUGCACCACAUGUGGGAAAAUGUUUACCAAAAAGUCAAAUUUACAAAGUCACGUAAGGACUCAUACAGGGGAGAAGCCAUUCAGAUGCACCACUUGUGGGAAAAUGUUUACCCACAAGUCAAAUUUACAAAGGCACGUAAGGACUCAUACAGGGGAGAAGCCGUUCAGAUGCACCACAUGUGGGAAAAUGUUUACCCAGAAAACACAUUUACUAAGGCACGUAAGGACUCAUACAGGGGAGAAGCCGUUCAGAUGCACCACAUGUGGGAAAAUGUUUACCCAGAAGUCACAUUUACUAAGGCACAUAAGGACUCAUACAGGGGAGAAGCCGUUCAGAUGCAGCACGUGUGGGAAAGUUUUUAACGACCAGUAUAACAUGGAGAAGCAUACAAGGACUCAUACAGGGAAGAAGCCAUUCAGAUGCACCACAUGUGGGAAAAUGUUUACCAAAAAGUCAAAUUUACAAAGUCACCUAAGGACUCAUACAGGGGAGAAGCCAUUCAGGUGCACCACAUGUGGGAAAAUGUUUACCAAAAAGUCAAAUUUACAAAGUCACGUAAGGACUCAUACACGGGAGAAGCCAUUCAGAUGCACCACAUGUGGGAAAAUGUUUACCCAGAAGUCACAUUUGCAAAGUCACAUAAGGACUCAUACAGGGGAGAAGCCAUUCAGAUGCACCACGUGUGGGAAAAUUUUUACCCAGAAGUCACAUAUACAAAGGCACGUAAGGACUCAUACAGGGGAGAAGCCGUUCGGAUGCACCACAUGUGGGAAGGUUUUUAACGACCAGUCACAUUUACUAAGGCACAUAAGGACUCAUACAGGGGAGAAGCCGUUCAGAUGCAGCACGUGUGGGAAAGUUUUUAACGACCAGUCAAAUUUAGUAAGGCAUGUAAGGACUCAUAAAGGGGAGAGCCAUUCAGGAGCUGCGAUUGUGGAAAUGGUUUCUGCUCAAAAUGACAUCUCAACAUGUCAUGAUCCACACAGUAUUAAGGAGGUGGAACCAUGGUGA